CCUCGAUACCUACAGGACGGAGAUCUGAAAGACUUUGCGAGGCAGAAUGACGGGAGUGGAAAAGCACGUGAUUCUUCGUGGUCUUCUGCCACUGGUGAUUCUGGCGACCUUGGGCGACGCCCAGGCCCAGUUCCGGUGCCCGGAGCCCAAGGGCUUCUUCCCCGAUCCGGAACAGUGCGAUCUUUAUUACGCCUGCGCGGACGGCCAGCCCGAGGAGAAGCUGUGCAAGGACGGACUCGUCUUCAGGGAUGACAACCCCAAGAAGGAACUCUGCGACAUACCGGCGAACGUGCCCUGCGGCGACCGCACGCUUUUGCAGGAGCCGCAGCCUAGCAAGGGGUGCCCGCGCGCGAACGGCAUCUUCAGCCACGAGGACGCGGCCGCGUGCGACCGUUUCGUCAACUGUAUCGACGGGGUGGUGCAGGUGGUGCCCUGUCCACCCGGGCUGAUCUACGAACCUAAGAUGUCGAGCUGCGUCUGGCCGGCGGACGCUAGUCGUCCGUGCGAGAAUAUGAAGCGCGACGUCCUGGACGACGGCUUCGUGUGCCCGGACGGCGAUGUCGCCGGCCCCUCCGGCAGCAUCCUGCCGCACCCCACGUACCCACAUUCUGAGGACUGCGCCAAGUUCUACAUCUGCAAGAACGGCGUAGUGCCGCAGAAGGGCCAAUGCGAACCCGGUACUGUGUACAACGAGGAGAGCUUCAGGUGCACCGAGCCGGAAUACGUGCAGGGAUGCGAGGACUAUUACAAGCACAAGAACUGAUUGCGAGUUGGAGAACCGAGGGGUGGCGCAGUUAACCGCAGCUACGUGUGUAAUGCUCAUCAUUUUACUCAUAGGAACAAUAAAUGCAUGUGAUAUGCACGCUUACGUAAAAGUCGCUGCGUGAUCUUUGCGAGAGCAAUCGCGCUUUCGCCCUCCUUGUGACGAAUUACUACCCCUUUCUCCUUUUACGUAAACAAAUUCGCCUUCGGAAAAUCCGUAAUAAAGCCGUCGUCGGUCGCGGCUCAUUAACCCGCGACAAGAAAAUCCCGCGCGGUCC
Molecule: messenger RNA, 1040 nt
Organism: Vollenhovia emeryi
Lineage: Eukaryota; Metazoa; Arthropoda; Insecta; Hymenoptera; Formicidae
Exons: 3
Coding region: 47-763 (238 amino acids)
Cellular component (GO): extracellular region
Molecular function (GO): chitin binding
Source: RefSeq, a predicted model, not a curated record